Vicugna pacos (alpaca) is the source of this 2161-nucleotide messenger RNA. RefSeq names its product mast cell expressed membrane protein 1 (gene MCEMP1). Lineage: Eukaryota; Metazoa; Chordata; Mammalia; Artiodactyla; Camelidae. The record is from RefSeq and is a predicted model, not a curated record.
AGAAUGAAUACAGACAAAUCGGCAGCCCCGGGGAAAAUGGAGAAUGAGGAAAUCUACAUGAACCAGGUCAAGAUGCAGGCAGCAGCCUUUAAAGACAAGAAACGGCGAUCCCCAGACAACAAAGAAGGUGCAGAUGACCCUGCCUAUGAGAAUUUCACGUUGACCUUCAGAAAUCGCGACCAACCAAAGGGCAGUCAUUCACCAGCCAAGAAUAAGGUCCCAUCCCAGUCUAGGCCUCCCUUGGACUCUGCCCAGGGCCUCUAUUGGUUGCACAGAGCCAUGGUGAGCCUGUCCCUCCUCCUCGCCCUGUCCUGCGUCAUUCUCUUGGCCUUGGUCCUGAUGAAGAAUUCCGAGAUGUCCCAGGAGCUGCUGAACUUGAAAGGGGAGCUUCAGAAUGUCUCCCUCUCGGCGCAGGGGUGCCUGGAGUUGCAGAAGGAGGCCUGGAGCACCCUCAAUCAGAACACCAGGAUAGCAGUGCAGGGCAUUAACACGCUGAAGAACAAGGUCCAGGAACAGAGCCAGAAACUCUUAAGAGCCAUAAGUGAAACCAGGGCUAAGUUAGACAAAAUCGAGAUGCUGAAGAUGCCAAAUCCAAGCCCCUCAUCUAAAUCAAUGAGAAGGCGUUGAAGCCCUGGCUGCAGCUGGGAGGACAAGAUCGCAUCCCUCAGUGAAGAUGGAAGAUGGGGGCCCCAGCCUGGUCCAAACCUGUCCUUCAUCCCACGUGUAGAAAAUCACAUAUCUUGGCAAAUGAGUGUUGUGACGUUACGUGUGUGUGUGUGCACAUGUGUAUGGGGGUAAAUAGUUCGGGGAGGGUGGGUAUUUCAGUGUGUCCCCACAGGAAGGUGCUAUGGGUGAAGGUUGCAGGUGGGAGUCACAGCAGGUGUGGUGUGCACACCUGAACGUGUGACACACGUGUGUAGCAUGGUGUGUGUGAGUGUAAUGCAUGUCACGGUGGGUGGCCGUGUCAGCAGCAACCACAAAGGUGUGUCACUGUGGGGUGUGGGUGUUGGUGAUACAUGUUGCGCGUGCCCAUUUCAUUGUCAGUAUAAACACACGUGUGCCCUGCGGGAUAAGUGUAUAAACGUGUCACUGCCUGUGCCAGCGUGAACAGGUGUGUGUCAACAUGAGCGUGUCUGAUUAUGUCACCGAGGGGGUUCAGAGCGUCUGCGUAAAUGUGUCCAUUUGUUUCUGCACUCACUUUCCGUGAUUCAUGAAGAUAAAGGACAAAGGGAAACCACGUGGCUUUCCAGUCUUUUAUUGGUGUGGCUGGGAGGCUUCGGGACGUUGUCGGGGAGGGUCUGUAAGUGGUCAGACUUGGGAAUUGGGGGAGGGCAGUGAACACGUGGACGUGAUGCCAGGAACCCUGGGGCCCCAGGCGGUGUGAGAACAAAUUCCCCCAGUGGGCCCAUGAAUGUGUACCCAGGGAGGAGCCAAGCCCCUGCACCCUGAGUGUGUACCCAUGAAGGUUUGGGACCUGAGAUGUACAAGGUCUCCCUAAGUGUGCAAGGGCCCGCGGAUGCGUAUCUCUGAGUCUGUACCCAUGGGUGUUCCUGUGCUGGUGGGUGAUUCUGUCCACAGAGCAUGUAUCCAUGAGCACAGGUGCCGGUAAGUGUACUAUGCCCAUUGCUCAAGGCUGUACAUCCCCUAAGAGAACACGUGCCCACGGGCAUACAUUUGUCCCUAAGGCAAGUGGACAUGUGCACACAGGCAUUGGUGUGUCGCUAAGACUAGUGAGCAUGCGCAAAUGGCCAUACAUGUGCCCCUACAAGACGUGUGCCCGAGGACAUACAUGUGCCCCUGAGACAGGCAGACAUAGGCUCAAGGACGCACAUGUACCGAUCGUCGAGCCUGUACUCCUGAGCAGGUGACCACCCGUGCUACUGUCCCCCCGAUCGUGGGCCAACCAAGGCCAGCGAGGCUCCUAACCGCCACGCCGCGUCCCUCGGUCGGGCCCCACGGACACGGGCGCCCCCGUGCGGCCACUCUCCAGAAUGACUGCUCGCGCCCCGCCCACACGCCCGUCCCGCUGCGGCGCCUGCGCAUGCCGGGCCUUUUUACGACGCCGUAAAGCAGCUCGGCCGAAUCGCCGGCCGCAGUUCCCGGUAAGACCCCGCCCGCCACGACCCCUCCCGUUGCCGGGCCUUGUCCGCUCCCCGAUCCC